This is a messenger RNA of Tauraco erythrolophus (red-crested turaco), 452 nucleotides long. Lineage: Eukaryota; Metazoa; Chordata; Aves; Musophagiformes; Musophagidae. The record is from RefSeq and is a predicted model, not a curated record.
GUUUCCAGAAUAAAAAUAGAGUUGCAAUCCUGGCAGAACUAGACAAGGAGAAGAGAAAGUUACUUAUGCAAAACCAGUCUUCCACAAAUCACCCUGGAGCCAGCAUUGCACUUGCAAGAUCACCGCUGAACAAGGAUUUCCGUGAUCAUGCUGAGCAGCAGCACAUCGCAGCGCAGCAGAAGGCUGCACUGCAGCACGCACACGCACAUUCCUCAGGAUACUUCAUAACUCAAGACUCUGCAUUUGGAAAUCUUAUUCUUCCUGUCUUACCUCGACUUGAGGCAGAAUGAGGAAUGUUGUUUCUCAGAACUGCAAGGUCUGAUUUUUGUCCAUAGCGGGAACUGUCUGACCUUUUAAUUUCUUUACUUAUCUUAAAAAUCUAUUUUUUUCUGGAUUUUUGUGGUUGCCUUUUGGGAGUGUGAGCUCUGACGAUGAAAAAGCAAUGUUUUUAA